AUGGGCACUCCCUUCAUAACCAUGCAAGAGCCCGCCCGGCUGGAUUACGUUCCGGGCCAGCCUGCAGACCGCCAGCCGCACAACGUCCCCAAAUGCUUCAUCGACGCCAUGCAAGUCCGCAACGCCGUCUUCGUCGACGAGCAGAAAGUGCCCCCCGAGAACGAAUUCGACCAGGACGACCCCCGCUCCUGCCACUGGGUCGUACACGCCUCCGUCAGCGAGGUCGUCCAAGAAGAGCGCCUCGACGACCAGGGCAACAUCAUCCAGCCCCGCCGCCGCAGCACCCGCUCCGUCCCCGUCGGCACCAUCCGCGUCGUCCCGUUCCCGCACGAGCCCCACCCCGCCCCCAACGGUGUCUACUGGAACGGGGUCCUGACCGGCCGCGUCGCCGACGACGGCGAAACCAUCAUCCCCGAGGAAAAGAAGACCGGCCCGACCAUCAAGGGCCACAGCCUCUACACGGACCGCAUUCCCCUCAUGCUGCGCCGCGACCGCGCCACCGACCUCCACGACGGCCGCGAGGUCUACGUCAAGCUGGGCCGCCUCGCCGUCCUGCCCGACUACCGCGGCAACGCCCUCUCCAAGCUGCUCGUCCGCCAGGCCCUCUCGUGGCUCCGCGCCCACCCGGACUACUUUAACGCCGGGGCCGCCGAGCUCGCGAGCUACGGCGUCUCCAGCCGCUGUGACGGCGCGGCGCCCUACUGGGACGGCCUGGUCUGCGUCCACGCUCAGGAGGCCGUGGUCCCGCUCUGGGAACGUUGCGGUUUCCGCGUCGACGAGGGCAUGGGUCGCUGGAUGGAGGAAGGUAUCUGGCACGUCGGAAUGUUUAUGCGGCUGAAUCUCAAGAAAGGGGAGUAG
This is a messenger RNA of Sodiomyces alkalinus F11, 858 nucleotides long. RefSeq lists its product as hypothetical. Gene Ontology annotation, molecular function: monosaccharide binding; glucosamine 6-phosphate N-acetyltransferase activity. NCBI's taxonomy places the organism in Eukaryota, Fungi, Ascomycota, Sordariomycetes, Glomerellales, Plectosphaerellaceae. The record is from RefSeq and is a predicted model, not a curated record. Gene Ontology annotation, cellular component: Golgi apparatus; endoplasmic reticulum-Golgi intermediate compartment; endoplasmic reticulum. The coding region runs from base 1 to 858 and encodes 285 amino acids. Gene Ontology annotation, biological process: UDP-N-acetylglucosamine biosynthetic process. The transcript has a single exon.